This is a messenger RNA of Ochlerotatus camptorhynchus, 2104 nucleotides long. RefSeq lists its product as uncharacterized. Lineage: Eukaryota; Metazoa; Arthropoda; Insecta; Diptera; Culicidae. The transcript has 4 exons. The coding region runs from base 278 to 1927 and encodes 549 amino acids. The record is from RefSeq and is a predicted model, not a curated record.
UGUCCCGUCCCCUCCUCGGGUGUGGAAACGAGCAGAAGAAGAUCGGACUCGGUGCGGGGCGAGGGGAGAACUUCUGCGUGGUUAUCCAAAAACGGCGUGCGAGCUCUGAAGGAGUCCUCUUGGAGUGGAGCUGUCGUUCGUUGGUGGUGCCUUCCCCGGGAUCCAGACGGCAGGGGACAACGGCCUUCUUCAACAGCGUCCCCAUCAUCGUAUCAUCAGCAAGAGUCGUAGCAGCAGCAGUACCAGCACCGUGCAGCCACCAGUGGCAACCGGCAUCAUGAGUGUGCAGCGCUACAAAUUAAUAUUUAUACUGAUAUUUUUCAUCCACACAUCAACCGACGCCGCCGAAGCGAGCGCCGCUGGCGAUCCUCACGCCACCGCUGCCGUUUACCACCAGCAGCGACAGGGUGGCCGCGUUGUUGGACCGACCAAUUUGGCUCCAGAAAACAUGGGCCGCACGCUCUUUUCUCCGCGCCUCGAGUACAACGAGUGGCAUCCGGUCGGCCGUGGUGAUCCCCUGAAAAAUGACCCAACCUACGACUACAGUCCACCGGUGUUGGAACGUGUACGCUAUUGGCAGGAAAACAUGGCCAACAAAGACAAGGGCAGUGACAUCCUUAUUCUUGGAGUGCCAUCGAAGAAAUCCAGUUCCAAAGUCGAGCAUCAACAAUGGACGAACAACAACGGUCCGGUGCGACGCAACUACUACCACCAGCAGAUCAACGAGUUACCGACUGUCCUGAUGCCACCUCCACUGAACAACCAUCUUCAACCCGAAGAGGUGUACCUAUGGACUCAGGCUACCACUCAUCAAGCGCAACGCUACGAAACACCUGCCGAUGGUUUCAAGUAUAGACCAAACCCUCCGGCUCAUCCCAGUCAGAGUUUCGUCAGCCAAUAUACAGGUCAAAAAUACAACGAACCACCCGUGCAUCAUGCAACUCCAUACCAACAACAGCAACAGCAACAGCAAGCACACCCCAGUCAACAGUAUACAACCACGAUUCGUCUGACCACCCCAAACGAUUUCAACUCCAAAAAGCCAAUUCUUCACACAAUCCUACAGAACGAAAAGGCUUUCCCCUUCACCAAGACUGCGGUAAGCAGCAGCAUCACCGAGUACACUUCGCACUUCUACAAUCCUCAGAACAUCAACGCCAUGGCCACCACAAUCAUCCAUCCACCGCAAACAACGGAAUAUCUGGCGAUAGAGCCCUCCAAUACCUUACCACCGGUGAGCACCGACAUCAAAGCGCCGCACGUAACGCCAGCGGCAUUCGUUCCACCGAUGACUCCCACCACGACGACGACUUCAACUCCAGCCCCACCUUCACAAUCCAUAACGGCUGACCCUUUCCUCGCACAUCUCCAACAAGCCCAUCCGAAAGCCCCACUCUACCUGAUCAUCGAGGGCCACUCCAAGGUCAAAACAUACGGCCUCAACAACAACGAUACCUUGAUGCAGCUACCGAAAAUGGUCCCGGUGGUUGGCUCGGAAAAUGCCAUCAUCCGACACGUGGUCAACCGAGACGAAACCGGUGAUGUCGUAAACAUCCCUCACAUUACGAUGAAUCCGGUGAUGACUUCGACGGUGGCCCCGGGUGCAUUGUCAUCUUCCGAGGAGACCAGCGAGGAGAAAUCCGCCGUAAAUUCGCUGCUCAGUUUGCUGGGUUCUUCGUUUGGAGAUUACUUCUCGGACAAGGACGCCAACGGUAACUCAAUCGACAGUGCGGAAAGCGAUAAGGAUUCCAAAUCGCGGAGGAACGCCCGUAGCGUGGACGAUCGGCAGCAGCUUUACCUGUCGGGAUCGUUUCAGGUAGGAGACCAGGGGGACGGAGGAACUUCGGCUGAGUAUGAUGGUUAUCGGAGAGGAUCAGUGUUUGAUGAAAGUGCCAGUUUAAACGAGCAGGAGGAGUUCAAGUAUUGAAGAAAGUGAAAUGAUGUAUGUAGUUCAAAAUUGUUGUUCCGGAAGAAUGUUGAGUUUUCUGUUUGCUGUUAAGUUUGCUAAAUUUCGUGUUUUGUUGGAAUGAAGCGCCACUGUUAUUUCGUGGCGUGACGAUCGAAUUUCAUGUGACCAUUUGUACAUAGUCAAUGCUAAUUAGAA